This is a messenger RNA of Monomorium pharaonis (pharaoh ant), 4131 nucleotides long. RefSeq lists its product as uncharacterized. Lineage: Eukaryota; Metazoa; Arthropoda; Insecta; Hymenoptera; Formicidae. The record is from RefSeq and is a predicted model, not a curated record. The coding region runs from base 26 to 283 and encodes 85 amino acids. The transcript has a single exon.
GUUCGAAUCACGCUCGCAAACUAAUAUGAAUCAGUUUCGAUCGUUAGUGCGGAACAAGGCGCCUAACAUUCGUAUUCAGGAUCAAAUGCAAGACCAGGUCAGAACGUUGGACAGGAAUUUCUCGCGCAGUCAGUUUAACGGUACCGCCCCGCAGAACAAUACGGUACCGAACAUGUACGGUACAUACAAUCGAGCGCAGGGGAGGCAGGAAAAGCCGACGGUGGCCACGCUAAGUCAGGUACAGGGUAGCGAUCCUAAUCUGUAUGCUGUAACGGAACUCUAAUCGUGAAAAAUGGAAGAGGAUGCGGGAUCGUGAGUAUUCGCAGAAUAGAUAUGCGUCAUCAUUUUAUAAAGAGUUACGUCCUUCAACAAAACUCAAAACAUACGAUUCGGAGUUCCUAUUUAAAAAAAGAAAAACAAAAGAAAACGGCAAACUAGAUUUCGGGGACCUGCGAUAAAAGUGAGAGAAACAGAGGGGGCGAAAAAAGAUUUUUAGAAAACUUAGAAACUUGUGUGAGACAUACUUUAUAUCUGAGAUUUUGUAUUUGUAUAUCAUGUACAGUGAUUGUGGUACGUCCUUCUACGUUAUUCUCCCUCUUUGUUAUCGCGUUCUUGAUUAGACCGCGCGCGAAGUAUCCAGAGGACAGGCCGGAAUGCAUACUUAAAGCGGCAACUGUACGUAUUUAUAUUGCUUGUUGACUGACUUGAGAGCAUGAACGGACAUGCACAAGAGAAACCUUCACACAAAGCUUUACAUUGAUAUCGUUUACAGAGAUACUGCUCGCUUGUUCAUUCUAAAUUAGCCGUUAAUUUCGCGUGCGAUGUUUAAACGGGCAGUCGGAUAUUGCGACUCCCGAAGGAAAUACCAAAACAUAAUGAGGGAACUACUGAGAUAUACGGUUUUUAUAUACUUUUUACAUUUUAACUGAACGAAUCUAUGUUGAAUUUUUCGUGAGAAAUAUUUAAUAUACUUUAUAUGUGUGUGAAAACGUAUAUAUACAUCUAGUUACCGUACGAAUGUCUGAGUGAUUUUUACAAGACUCUUUGGCAGAAUUCGAUUAUGGGCCCCGCUCGAUACUGCCAGUGCUCAGGCGAAUAUAUUUUUUAAGUACAAAGACAGUGUGUGUUAUUAGCACAAGCGUUAUGGAUUUUCAGUUUUUACGUGCAAACAAAAAAGGAGCUGAUAGGAAAACUGAAAAAAGGGAAAUGAUUGUUCAACGUAUUGAUGAAAGAUAUUUGGAAACAAACUUCCACACAGGCGGUAUUAAUUUUAAAAAAAAGAUACUCUUUUUAAAAAGACAGUGAGAAAAAUUAAUCUGUCGUGAAAAACUGAAUCUUAAUAUACUUCUUAAGAAUCGAGAAUGAAUUUUCUGCGGAGCGCAGUCUUCCUGAAACAUUCUGUAACAUCAGCGAUAUACCGGGUAUAUUUGGCGAUUAUUCGGUACCCGCUGAAUCGAACGAUCGGGUAUGAGUACGUUGGAGGAAUAUUUUUGUGCCUGAAUAAUAGCCGGUUGGACAAGUGUUGUUUACUAUUACAAGUAUCCAGCGUGUAUCCGAUUGGCGAUGCCUCUUCAAUCGCCACGGAUGCCUGUCUCUGACCAUACUCGGUAUAUCUCUUUCUCUUUAGAAUUGAUCCUAUCUAAAAAAAAGUUUGUAUAAGAAUCGAUAGAUUUUCAGCAAUCGCAAAAUGACUUUGUACUGGCAUCCGCAUAUAAUUCAGUAAGUUUGUAUAUAAAACAGUAACACGUAAGAUUAUCGAAUAAACGUGAAAAGUGUGAUAAAACUGAAUCUAGAUGUUAUUACAAAUUUUGCGUGGAAGCAUUUUUUAAUAUUAUUUGAUCACGACUUUCGAUACGGAAAGAGAAAUCGUGCCAUUCCAGGAAUACAUGCAUUUAAGGCAAACUACUUUCCAAGAUUUUCUUAGGGCUUGCGUUUAGUCGAGUGAAAAUCAAUUAUAUAAUCGCAAUACCGAGCAUUUUAAGAAGAGCGUGAAUAGCAAAAGAACUUAAUUCAAUGUAAAUAAUUGUAAUAUUUAUUACAGAGAGCAACAGCUCGUAGACUAGUAGCAUAUAGUUUAGUUAAAUGCUAAUUUAAGUUUCGACGAUAAAUAUACGAAUAUGCGCACGCGGGGUAUCGACCGCGCGCGCGUAAUAGGAAAUGAACGAAUAUCGUUUUGUUCACUUUGAAGAUGAAGAAAUAUCCUAGUCACAGUAUAUAAAGUUGUGUACAUUCAGUAAUAAGAUCUCUUGCCAAAUUUUGAACUCGGCUCAAUUUGAAAAAAAAAACGAACAAAAAGAAUAAGACACGUAAAGAGAGAAAUCUUUUUUCUCAAAAAAUAUUUGUAUCGUCACUACUAAUACGUACGGAAACUAUAUUAGUGCGUCAUUGCUCCCCCUCCCCCGAUACAUGUUCUAGAUUUUAAGAUAAAAAUUGCUUAUCGAGAAAGUAUACAAUCCAACUUCAGUGUUUUAGCACAGAUAUGCGCUGCAACCGUAAUGUAUGGCAAUUUGUAUGUUACAUAUUUACUUUACUCUCUUAUUUUUCAACAAGUAUUUUCGCUAUUUUAUUGUUCAAUUCUUCGCGAUAUCGAUUUACAAUAAGACUUUGAUAUCAUUCGAUUUAUUAAAAAAAAGAAUGUUUCAGUUUUUAUUUAUUAAUUUGAUACAUAUUUAAUGUCUUUUUUUAAUGGUUCAUAAAACACUGGAGAUGGACAUCUUCAGAUAUUGUAACUUUGGUUACUUGAGGUUUUACACCAAAGCGCGCAAAAACGGGAUCAACAUAGCAUUGUUUAAAUAGAAAAAUCUGCAAGUAAACGUCGCUUGUCAGUCGAUGAAAAUUAUACUCGAAUAUUUCGCAACGAGAUGUUCGACUCGCGCUCAAUAAUCUGGGCAAAAUUAACGACGUGCGAGACUCACAGGCGACCAAGAGCCCGUUUAAUACGUAUUUUAAAAUAAUCUAGAACACAGAAAACUGUUGUUAAACUCUUAAUAUGCAAAUUUGUAAUUUAGAUGAUUGUUAACGGAACUUUUAUUCUACUCGUUUGUCAAUUUUUAUAGUAGAAACAAGAGUCUGAGGCACAUUGCACACCAGUUUUCUAACGAAUAAAACAGCGUUUAAGUUUCUCAUCAUUUUUAUACGGUAAAUGUAAUGUGGUGUAAAAGAAGGCGAGAGCAUCUGCGUAAACACGAACAAAAGAGGAAAAAAGAUCAGGAUGAUUGAGAACAAGAGAGUAUGUGCGUGAGAGUGUACAUGUUAUUAUAUACAUAUAUGUAUGCAUGAGAAAGAGAGAGAGAGAAAGAGAACAGAGAAACUCAUUAUUUUCAAAGAUAAUGGAAGUGAUGAUAUACGACGUUGAAAAACUCAUUCGAUUUGGAGCAUUUUCUUGGCCUACGGCAAUUUCUUAUCGCAGAAGAAAAAAAAUAUAGCUAAUAAACGAAAAUCAAAAAGAAUUUUGCAGAAUUUGAUUAAAUAUUAUACACGACAUCGACGUAUAUGUAACAGAGAAAGAGAAAGAGAGAAAGGGAGAGACGGGAAACCUAAGCUUUUGUGCACCUUCUAAGACUGAUACUGGAUAUAUGGAAGGAUCCAGGGCUCUAAUGUUUUAAUGUCUUUUCUGUAUAUUCGUAUAUUGCAUAAGUACGUAAUGUUUUACACGUGUUCGGCAUUUGGAAUGUGACGGGACGCUUGUUUCUGUCUUGGGUGUUCAUCAGUAUCUUCUAUCUUCUGUUCGACAUUCUUUCAAUUUAAUUCCGAAUGUAUCUCUUGCUAUUAUUAGUAAAAUAUAGAGAUAGUAUAAGGAUACUAUCUUUUCUUCUUUCUCUCUCACUGCGCGAAAGAGAUUUAUUUACAAAGUAUAUGUAGAGGCUACUCUCGACUACUCCAGAGAACUUAUGUAAGUUAUAAUGUUCUAUUGUGUCUUUCUUUGUACGUGCGGUUAUGCGAAUUUUGAUGUAACAUAAAAAGACUUAUCUCGAAGGUGUGUAGGAGACGAAUGGAGAACGAACGAAGCUCGUUAAUCGAUACUACUUUUUGUAUAUUACGAUUGUGUCUAAUUGCCAUAUUCCGAAUUUAAUUCCUCCUAUUGUAACGGAACAUGAAUAUUAUAAAAAGAGAAAUAAAAACCUAAGAUCC